GGGAGGACGGAGCACAGCUUUAUCUUGUGUGAGCGCAGUUAGAGGAGCUUACACUUGUGCUGCUGCUGCAGUGCGCGUAAAGGCGCGUUUCCGUUUUUACGCACGACGAAAAGUGGAAAACAGAUAAAAUAAUAUUAUUUCCACUUCAAAUACUUUUCAAGUAAUUUUGAAUCUAUUAUUUCCGCAACAGCAAAGUAUUAAGUGGGCACUAGAAAUGCACACUUCCAAAAGAGCGUGAGGCGGCGAAGCUUUCUGAAACUUUACAUUAUUCACUGGACUUUUGGCACCGGAGUCCUUAACUUUGUAGUGUAGUUGAUUAGGUCCACAUCCAGCGGUUUAGAGACACCUUCGGUCGUAAACAGCAAAAUGGAUCCUUUAUUCAAUGCCACCAAUGUGCCAAAUUGGACCACUACCUCCAACGACACCAAUAACGGGACCGUGUACUGGAACCAGUUUGUGCAGCCAGUUUGGAGAAUCGUCCUCUGGGCCAUUGCGUACAGUUGUAUAGUUAUCGUGUCCGUUGUAGGCAAUGUCACAGUCAUCUGGAUUAUUAUGGCUCAUAAACGCAUGAGGACAGUCACCAACUAUUUUCUGCUCAACCUGGCGUUCGCCGAAGCCUCAAUGUCCGCCUUCAACACAGUGAUCAACUUCACCUACGCAGUGCACAACGAGUGGUACUUUGGACUGGUCUACUGCCGCUUCCACAACUUCUUCCCGAUCGCGGCUGUGUUUGCCAGCAUCUACUCAAUGACUGCUAUCGCUCUGGACAGGUACAUGGCCAUAAUCCACCCUCUGCAGCAGCGCAUGUCGUCCACAGAGACCAAGGUGGUGGUGGGAGUGAUCUGGGUUCUGGCUCUGCUGCUGGCCUUCCCUCAGUACUACUACUCCAACACGGACCAGCUCCCUGGCCGGGUGGUAUGCUACAUCGAAUGGCCCGAGUACACCGUGUGCGACUUCAAAAAGAUGUACUAUGUGUGUGUGGCCAUCCUGAUCUACUUCCUUCCACUGCUGAUGAUGGGUUGUGCUUACCUGGUGGUGGGACUGACCCUCUGGGCCAGUGAGAUCCCUGGAGACUCUUCUGACCGCUACAAGGAGCAGCUGACCGCCAAACGCAAGGUGGUGAAGAUGAUGAUCGUGGUGGUGUGUACGUUUGCCAUCUGUUGGCUACCCUACCACGUCUACUUCCUGCUGCACCAGUUUUUCCCAGACAUGUUUGAAGAGCAGUUCAUCCAGCAGGUCUACCUGGCCAUCAUGUGGUUGGCCAUGAGCUCCACCAUGUACAACCCCAUCAUCUACUGCUGCCUCAAUGACAGGUUUCGUGCUGGUUUUAAACAAGCUUUCCGCUGCUGCCCCUGCGUCCCUCAAGGCUCUUAUGAAGGUCUGGAACUAAAGUCCACCCGCUUCCUUCAGACUCAGACCAGCGUUUACAAGGCCAGCCGAAUGGAGACCACCGUAUCUACCGUUCUCCAGGUUGGAGACGACGUUGAGCAGCCAAAGCUCAAGGCAACAGGGGUUUCGGGGCCCAGUGUGGCUAGAGUCGGGGCCAGACCACAUAGCUCCUCCCUGGACCUCACAUCAAAUGGGUCAUCAUCCCGAAGCGUCUCCAAAACGGUAUCAGAGACGUCCAGUUUCUACUCCAGUAACAACCUGCAAGAAUGAACGUCAAGUACAGGUGGCAUUUUGCCAGACAGCAGAGAGAGAGUGUGAGUUGACUGUUCACAUAGCUGCUUAUGUCUGCGUGUAUUCAUGCAAAGUACAGUGUGGAUGUGUAAGUUUGUCUGCUAGUGACUGUGAGUUUCUGAUGAAUAUAUCUCUGAUGUAUUUACUGGAACAUCAUGAUAGGAAAAUUCUUCACUGAGCACUGUUCCUACCCACAACUGUCCUGGUAGAAAGUAUCAUGCUACUCACAGCUAAUGACUAACUGGCAAUAGGAAGAUUUGUUCAGUUCUAGAAAGCAGUGAGGAGCACUUCAAUGACACGAGCACAUUUCAGUUCAAAAGCGACAUUGAAGCAGACGCUAGCGCCUCCAAUCUUCACAGCUUCUGCUUGUCUCACCAGCCCUCUCCCAUUGCAGAGAGAAGGUUCACACAUCCUCAAUCACACAGGCUGUGUGACUUCACACAGUCUAUUUUGGAGUGGAGCUAUAACAUGAGACCAGCAUGCUUUCAACACAGCGACCCGUUGUUUUAACAAGGGGCCUCUCCAGAAAGAGACAAAGCUCGUGUUUUCAGUUUUCAGUGUGCAGAAUGAGUGCCUGACUGUGGUUUCAGUUGAAAGGUUCACCCAUAAAAAGUGAUGAAGACUGAAAACAUAAAAGCAUAAACUCUGAGCUUUACAUUUGUGUGUAUGUAGAUGCAUGUGUGUGUGUGUGGAUGCAUUUGUAUGUGUGUGUGUGUGUGUGUGUGUGUGUGUGUGUGUGUGUGUGUGUGUGUGUGUGUGUGUGUGUGUGUGUGUGUGUGUGUGCUUUUCCUGCGGGCGAUGCUGAAAAGUUCUGCCAAUCAGCGUAAACAGCAGCGGUGUCUGGCUCAUCAUUCAUCUGGCUAAACAUCGACCUCAACAGCUGGCAGCACAGUUUCUGAAUUGUAGAAGUGCUUCAAAGGCUGAAUUCAAGUGAAGAUAAACACUUUACUAACGUUAAAAUUGCCUGAUAUGAGACUUUGGUUCCAGAUUAAGUCCACCACCACACAAUGCUGAUGUGUAGCCACAGAUUGAAAUGAUCCAAUGUCCCACAGGAUUGGUACAGUUUUAAAAUAAUACCUGACCCAUCAGCUUCCAGUCUGUCUAACCUGCUCCACCUUUAUCAGAUAAAUAAAUCUUAAUUCAUGAUCUGAAAACUAGGCACCACUUUCAAACUGAUAUAUUUAUGUAAUUCGCAUUAGCUGCUCUAUACUUUGACCUGUCAGCAACAUGUGCUCUGUAUCUGGCUGGGUUACAUUUAUAGCUCAAUACUUCCCUGAUACACACUGUUUCAGUCAUGUUCUGUUAAUGUGACUAAAGUCACCUCUGACCUCCUGUGUGGGAGGUGUUGGCUCGUUCAAACAUCCACACUUUAUCAGCUGUCACUGCAUCAAAAUAUACUCCAGCAAUGAGCAAGAAGGUGCUUGUUAAAAUGAGGUUUAAAUGUGUUUGUAGACUUCUCGGGCCUGGAAUUUGCACAGGCAGCCUGUUAGCUCUUUGUUGUGCAUCGAUGUGCCUUGCUGCUAAGCAUAAUGUCUGUAAAAGGACUAGGCGAGCACAGGAGUAGCUCACUCUGCUGGAGUCCAAGAACAGGACAGUUAGGGGCCUGGAAGCACACUGGGAUGAACUGUUAUAACCUCCUACUGCGGUAAGCACCCACACACAGACGCAGCAAAAACUGGAUUUGAGUGUUAGCUUUUGUUACAAUGUUCUCAAUCAAACUGUCUUAAAAUGGUUUUAAUAAGUUCACCAAAUUUAAUGUAAUGGAGUUUAUUUGAUACAACUUUGGUAUCUGUGAAAAAGUUUGUGUGGGUUUUUUAAUUAAUGGAAGUCAGAAUAUUUUAUCUACAAAUGUCCUUCAGUGAACUCAACAACUAAAUCCACAAGACUUACAUAUUCGUUGUGUACAGAACACGCACACAGGCUCAGCUACACACAUCCACCAAACAGCAGAACUAUCAAUUACAACAUCUACAAAGAUAGCAAAAUACAUUCAAAUACGUCUUAUUUUGAAUAUUUAAUUCUAAAAUCCUUAUUCUUGCUGAAACAAAGGAAACAAAGAUUUCACUUGUUUUGCAUUGGGAAUUAAUUCACUGUUAAGGCAUUAUCACAUAUCCUCAGUUAAAUCACGUUUUCAGAUGAAUAUUUUUUGCAUUACAACACAAGUACAAAUGCACAGAGAGUGAUCACCUGUUGUCACCUAUCAAUGACAUUCACAUACACACACACACACGUAUACACAUACACACACACACACCCCUACACACACACGUGCACACACACACACACACACACACACACACACACACACACACACACACACACACACGCAAACACACACACACAUUUCACAGGCCUCCUCUUCCCUGCUGCUCUAUUCUCAGCACACAAAGCCUGUUGUUAUGAAUUCCAGCUGAAUGUCAGCUGUCAUAAAAAUAAGAAGCAGUUGUGACACAACGUUGUUUUUUUGUAAACGCAGUGCAGUGUAUAUCUAACACUGAAGAACAGACAGGGCAGGUCACAUUCAGUGCAGAGAGAAAACGAAAGACAUAACAGAUUUUAGACAGUAUUAUUUAUUUAACCAUAGUUUACAUUUCACUUUUUCUCUGCAGCUGGGAUUUAAAAGUAGCACAUCUGACAGAGUUAUUAGAAGAUUAAAGUAUUUGCCAAGUCAGUGAUCAGUUCAGUGAUCAGAACAUCAAAAUCACAACUUUGAAGUUUCACACUAACACACGUAGACACACUAUGCUGAGGGAUAGUCUGGGAUUUCCACUAAAAACUGAGAAGAUUAAGGGUGGAAUGUUUAAAUACAUAAUUAAUGGAUUGAAGUGUAAAUAUAUACUACACAUUUGGUAGGUAGGUGGUUUAUAUGAUGUGUUCCCAUCCUCACUUAGCAUAAAGACACAAGGCUGUCUUACAGCAGUGGAAGGCAAAUCAUUUUUGCAAAAGAAAUAUUAACCUGCAUCACUGUGAAUCUGUAAGCAUCUGCUCCCACACACAAUUCUAGAACAACUAUUUUUAUAGAUCACACUUUUCUUGAACAAACAUUUUUUGAAAUGCUGUAAUGUUGGCCACCACUAUUAAAACAUGCUGAAGAAUUGACCCACGAUUUAAACUAAUUGUUGAACCUUAUCUGAUUAAAUUAAAUCCAACUCUAUUAUACAUCAAGAGAAUAAUAAUAAAAUAAAAGAAUAAGUUAAAAAAGAAAUGUUUUUUUUCCUAUAGAAAAUGCAACAUGACUCAGAGUUGGAAUACCUGCACAGUUUGUGUAGUAGGUUUAAUUGUUAAUCCAAGUAAUUAGUAGUUGCAAUGCAAAAUGUUUUUUUUCAUCAAGUCAAAGGUUGGAGCUUGUACACAUAACAUUUUCAACACAGAAGUUAACUACAGUUUCCAAGGUGCAUUUUGGCAGAAAACAUCCAGUCGCCAAGCCUAAAGGGACACAAACAGGACAUGUAGCUUUAUCUUUGGAGACAGACGUAUACCUCUGCUCUGAUCACUUGGUGUUUUAACAUGUAAAUUCAGUUUGCUAUAAAUAUUGUCAUUAGUUGAUAUUCUACAGACUGCAAAAGACACAAAAUAUACCUCAAAUGUGAAACAAUACUUCAAGUCUUGUGCAUUUUUCAGGACGGGACUUGAUCUGUUAUGGCAUUUAAAAAUACAGAGACACAGUAGUUGUAUAUGCUGAAGAAUUAUCAAGAAGCGGGGCUGGUGAAAGUGCUAACCACUACGCCACUGUGCAGCCUUGCAUAAAUAUUUCAAUCCCAAAUUUAUUCAGACAUCACAAGAUUAAUACAUGUUACGUUUGGCCUCUACAAUUACAAGAGGUGCUCAAAGUGGUGGCCAGUGGCUUCCAGACAUUUAUGUGUACAGCGAACUACUGCUUGGGUAACGUUGGCCAAAACGUCCAAUGGGAUUGCUGCACAUGCAUUUUCAAUUUCUUGUCUGACAGCCACCCAUAUAGUCGGUUUCCUGCGAUACACAACAUCCUUUAGGGUCCCCCACAGGCAAGUUUUUCUUUUCCUGAUGUGUGUAUACAUUAUUUUGGCUGACUUUGUUCUUUUUCUAAUGUGUGUAUACAUUAUUUUGACUGACGUUCUUUUUCUAAUGUGUGAAUAAAUUAUUUUGGCUGAGUCUGUACAUUCAGAUUCCAUCGGAUUAAUGGAAAAGAAUGCAGGUCUGAAAGAGGACUGAGAAUUAGUUUCUCUCUAAGUGUCAAAGUUAAUAUAGUGACAGUUUUGUGAUGACUUUUUAUUCGUGUGCAUGUAUUUAAAAUAACUGACAACAACAAAUUCAUACAAAUCAGACUUAACUGCUGUUUUGUUUCACACAGCUGGGUGUUAUAGUGAAUUCUAUGUGCCCACACUGUAAUUUGUUUUGAACCAGCUGGAAAUACUCAGCAGUCUAUAAAUUCACAGCUGAAUACAGUCCCUGACAAAAACACUAUUUAUUCCUGUUUGAGUAACACUUGCUGAAAGCUACAGUACCUGGCUAUUUUAAGAAAUUACUAAGCUUUUUAAGCUUAAUAAAAGAUAAACCAUAUAUGCUUGACCAGUUUUCAAACAUUUACUUCUUCAUUUGGAACAAAUCGGCUUGUGGCAAACUGUGUGUCCCCAAGAGGCUGUUGGGAAGUCAGGAAGUUUAAAGAGGAUUAGUACAUUGACGUCUUUUCCGGAUGUGUUGAUAAUAAGAAAAAUACACCACAGCCUUAUCCUUUAAAAGGUUGACUCUCAGUUUUAAUUUGAGGGUGAUCACAUCCAUGGCCAAUCAACCGUGUAGAACUUGUACCGCUCUGAAUGCAUAUCCCUUUAAGCCAACAGAACAACAAUUCAUACUGCCCCCCCAGGUUUUUUUUUUCUGUUUUAAUCCUUCAAAUACCCUGAAAGCUGUAAGUCAGCACUUAAACCUCAUAGUUAGUGUUAAAUUUGAUGUCUGGUGUGCAGAAAUAUAGCUCUGUUACUGCACAGUAGAUGAAAAAAAAUUCUCUGGUCUGAUAUUUUUGAUCAUAUAUGUGACUACUGUAUAUAAGAAAUAUAAGUGUAAAAGUACACAAAAUAGUGAUCUGACACUUUUCAGACACAGCCGGUCUGAGUUCUAUAUUGUAUUGGUGGUUUCAUGUUUCCCGUUUUGAUCUGAUUCUGGAAAACUUCAAUCAUGCUUUUGCCAUUUGAAAACAACAACAAAAAAAAUGUUAAUCUUUUAUGUAUCUUUUCAGUGCGAGUACUGCUCUGAGGUGAUGUGUAUCUGUUACUGCCUCCUACUGUUUCCUGCCAUUUGUGGAGUUACAUUUAAUGUACAAUGGGUGUUUUUAUCUGUUCUCUUUGGCAAAAAAAAAAAAGGGGUAUACAUUUUAAUGUAUUAAAAAAGAGUAAUUACAGUACUGAUUUAAAAUUCACCACAUGGGGGUUGUGUUUAUUUCAAGCAAUGAAAGGUUUACUAUCUGAGUGUGUGGAUGGUUUUUUUCUCCAGAUCAAACAACAUAUGUGACAAAGGGAUGGAAACUAGCAUCUGGUGCAGAAAGUGCCUUAGAGCUUCAGUAAUGUUCAGAGAGGAAACACACACAAACACACACCCACACACACACACACACACACACACACACACACACACACACACACACACAUACACACAAAGAAGGUUACUUUAUGUAUUUGCCACAGCUGAAUCUCUGCCUUUGUAAAUCCUGACCUGCACUAUGUAUACAGAGACAUGAGAGAGAGGAUGACAAGGAAGAAGCAGCAAGGACAGAGGCUCAGUGUGUGUGUGUGUGCGUGCGUGCGUGCGUGCGUGCGUGCGUGCGUGCGUGCGUGCGUGCGUGCGUGCGUGCGUGCGUGUGUGUGUGCGAAUGAAGCUAAACAGGCAAAAAACAACACAGGCUGAGUGUUUUGCUGGUGUCAGAUAAAAACAUGUCAUGGACCUUCAGCCUGAGCACACUGCAUGCAUAAUAAAAUACAGCUGAGCUAC
Molecule: messenger RNA, 7638 nt
Organism: Amphiprion ocellaris (clown anemonefish)
Lineage: Eukaryota; Metazoa; Chordata; Actinopteri; Pomacentridae
Gene: tacr1a
Product: tachykinin receptor 1a
Exons: 6
Coding region: 367-1659 (430 amino acids)
Biological process (GO): G protein-coupled receptor signaling pathway; positive regulation of flagellated sperm motility
Cellular component (GO): plasma membrane; sperm midpiece
Molecular function (GO): substance P receptor activity
Source: RefSeq, a predicted model, not a curated record